Daldinia loculata is the source of this 1119-nucleotide messenger RNA. RefSeq names its product class I glutamine amidotransferase-like protein. The coding region runs from base 255 to 794 and encodes 179 amino acids. Lineage: Eukaryota; Fungi; Ascomycota; Sordariomycetes; Xylariales; Hypoxylaceae. Gene Ontology annotation, cellular component: cytosol; nucleus. The transcript is spliced from 3 exons. The record is from RefSeq and is a predicted model, not a curated record.
GUGAAAUAAAAAAAAACUACAAUCCUUCUGUUUUCUGUUGUUUUUGUUACUUUGUAACAUUUUUGUAACAUUUUUAUUGUUGGGCAACUCAGAGUCUUCAACAACCCCGAGCUUUAAAACCGGCAUCCAUCAAGUCUUCAACAGACAUGCCCGACGAGCCGAGUAUUCAUUUGUAUGACGAAUUCUAUCCACUUAUACCCGCCCUUCUUCCUCUUCCUCUUCCUCUUCUUCUUAUGCCCAGUUAGUGCAGCGCCAUGUCCUCCGUGACGACAUUUGGCGCUGAACCGCAACCGAUCCGCAUCGCCAUCCUGCUCAACUCAUAUCGUUCCCGUCUGCUUCCCGCCAUCAGGGCCUCCUACGAACGAACCAUCGGUACCGUCGCCCCAGAUGCCAGAUUGGCCUUCUACGAGCCCGCCAACAAGAGCGGCCAAUUUCCCGACCCAGCCUUCUUCGAUCUGAUAGUAUUCGGCGGGUCCAACGUCGACCCGCGCAAAUCGCACCAAUGGAUCCUUGACGUGCAUGAAUACCUACGCCGCCUCGUAACCCAGUACCCCGAGAAGAAGGUCUUGGGCAUCUGCUGGGGCCACCAGACCAUCUCGCGCGUCUUCGGCGGCAAGGUCGUCGAUGCCGCGUACCCGGAAAUGGGUGUGGCCACUAUAAACCUCACGGAGGCGGGAAGACAGUUCUUCUCCGAAGCGGCCGCCCUAGGUUCCUUCAAGCUGCAACAGCACCACCGGCGCGAGGUCGCCGUGGCGCCGCCAGCCUUUGUACAAUUAGCUCAGGGGCCAUCCUGAAAAGGAUGCCGAAACAGCUCGUCUGCGUCUGCACGACUCGAUGCGGUGGUUCGGAUUCGAUGCCUCGCUAGAUGAGAAGGCCUGGAUCCAGCUCCAGGAAAUGGUGAAUAUGGAGCAUGACGGCCCCGCCGUCUGGAGACGUAUCUUCGAAUGGCUCAAGGAGCCACCGGUCCUAGGGACCGGAGUUAUAGAUAAAGUAAGCAAAAUGUAACGUUAUUCACCAACCUUGCAAUCUUUAAGCGGAGCCUUGCAUUGGCCUGUUUUCUGCAAUUUAAAGCGAAGCGACCAAUUUGAUGAUACUAACAAAACAGAAGUAAGGUUUAAU